UGAAAAUAUAAACAUUCAAAUAGCUCGAAGUUCAAUUUUAGUCAUUACAAGAAGUUGUUGAUGUAUAAUAACAAGUCAAGUAAUUACAGCCAGUAUGUUGUCAGUGAUGCGGUCACCGUCUUUGUCAAGAGGGGACUACGAUGAUGUAUCUCAGCACCCCCUAGAAAGAUUACAUCCAUUACGGGUAGAUGUUGAACUAAGGAGGAACACAUUUACAAACUGGCCAACGAAUAUGUUUGUGUCACCUGGAAAGUUGUGUGAUAAUGGCUUCUACUAUAUGGGAAUCACGGACAAGGUCCAGUGUGCUUUUUGUGGAGGAAUUUUAAGUGGCUGGACAAAAGACGAUGAUGUCCAUAGUGAACAUUCUAAACAUUUUAGCCAAUGUGAACUUGUUCGCGUGAAGAACAAAAACUGUGUUAGAAUGUUUGAAUUUUCUAACUCUGCCACGGUCCAGACAUAUCAGAAGAAAGAAAAUAAAUCGCCAGAAAAGAAUGUAAAACCACACAACAGCCAAUAUUCCUUAUAUUGUGACAGAUUGUCCACUUACCAAUCAUGGCCAAGAACAUUGAAACAGAAACCAAAUGAUUUAGCAGCUACUGGUCUUUACUACAAAGGAACUAGAGACACCUGUCAAUGUUUUAUGUGUGGAGGGAUACUAUCUGGAUGGGACACGGAAGACAUUCCACAAGCUGAACACAAAAAGUGGUUUCCGAAAUGUCCACUUGUUUCCGGUUGACCGUGUUACUUGUGUUACUAUAAGAACUCGAAAAGAUCUCUUUCUUUUGUAUUCUAGAAAAAAAGUAUUCUUAAAUUCCUUUUAUAUCUGAAAGAUUUUCCUUCAAACGCUCUCUGUCUUUACAAGUAUUGUUUUAGCACUGACGUCAUACAGAUAGUAUUAUAAAAUAAUAAAUAAUUUAUCAUUGCC
Molecule: messenger RNA, 925 nt
Organism: Mytilus trossulus (common blue mussel)
Lineage: Eukaryota; Metazoa; Mollusca; Bivalvia; Mytilida; Mytilidae
Product: baculoviral IAP repeat-containing protein 3-like
Exons: 3
Coding region: 95-736 (213 amino acids)
Biological process (GO): detection of bacterium; inflammatory response; defense response to bacterium
Cellular component (GO): IPAF inflammasome complex
Molecular function (GO): ATP binding; cysteine-type endopeptidase inhibitor activity involved in apoptotic process
Source: RefSeq, a predicted model, not a curated record